ACAUGAAAACACAAGCACGAUGCCCUGAUGCGAAGUUGGAAGUGAAAACAGAGCUUAGAGUUGCGUGCAGGACGCUGGAUUUGUACAACUUGGAGAAUACGGACUCAAGCUUGACACUGGAUACACGGGGAGCCGCUGACUCAAUGAAAGGCCUCUGUUAUUCUGCAUCCGACAGCAUAACGACGACUGGAGUGAACAUGGAGCCCUUCAGUGUCUCUGGAGCGGCAGGAAAUGCUUCACCUGUUGAGGCCUGCGCAGACAACAUCACAGCCACCUGUCUGGAGGACCACCUCUGUGUCCGUUGUGUCGCUGACGGGACGACACACACAACAGACGACCUGAUGUGUGUGAGUGGAGACGCACAGUGGGGCACGGAUGCUGGAUUUGCAGAUGUGGCACAUUUGUUUUUAACCUGUUCUGCAAAAGACUCUCCUACUAAAGCACAGGAUUACUCAUCUUACUCAGAAAUGGAUCAGAGCAUGACGUUAGACAACUUAGAACAAAUCUUAAGGACAGAUUUCUACGAGGAGGAUGAGGAUGAGGGGAGAGUGGGUUCACACUGGGGUGCCAAGAUGCUUGAAGUAGAUCAGGACCCACAUGACUUUGGAGAUCUACCAGAUGAUUUAUCUGAAUUCCUCGACGAUGAAUACCUAUUGGGCACAGACGUUUUCUUUGGUGAUCCGUGGUUUAAUCCUGAGGAACUCACCAACUUCAAUGAUGUCGCUGUUCUGCCAGAGCAGCCGUGCACCGGCGGCCACCAGCAGGGGCAGACGGACCAAUUCACCGGCAUACAAAACAAAAGGAGAAAAAGACAGAGAGUUCCUCGGUCACAGCGGUGCACUGAUGAGAAGAAACCACCGUCCACACCAAAAAGACACAGAGCAGCAGGCGCCGACGUGGAGGCAAAGCUCAGUCCUGCAGAGGCAGCGAACCCAACCACCACUCCCACAAGAUUCCUUCACCUCCAACCCCCCAUUCAUUUCAUCACCAUCCCAGACUCUAAAGGAUAUCAGCUCAUCCCGAAUGUGAGGCUCUCCCCUCCGGUUAUUAGACUUCGACUCCCCAGUGCAGCCGCUACACCCACAUACAUAUUAGUUCCUUCUGCCUCAACACCCUGCAAACCCCAACUGCAGCCGCUCUCCCCGGUGGAUGCUGCAGUGGUGCCUGUCCAAAUGAGCUCGUCACCACCAGGAUCCCUGUCGGACACCGCUAGCAGAGCAAUGUCUCCCCCUCAUACCUCGAUCUCCUCCAGAAGUGUGUACCGGUACCUGUUUCAAUUUCCUCAUGUGUGCUCAACGCUGCAGAAGUAUUUCAAUUGUAAAUAUUGUGACUUUUUGUAUAUUUCAGACACUUCCUCAUCUAACGAAUCACCUCCUCCUCAGUCUUCCACUGUCCUUGAUAUUCCAGAGAGUGUAAAAGACUACAUUCAGAAAGUCAAAGCCCACAUGAGUCUAACAUGCCCAGCUAUAGAGGAGGGUGUUAGUCUGACCUCUCAUUACGUGGAUGUGCAAGUGAGCCAGAGAGAGACCUUUCGCUCGGGAAAGAACGCGAACAGAGUCCUGGACAAGGAGCUCAUCAUCACGGGAGAUACGGAUCGACAAAACAGCUUGUUGGGGCAUAGUCAGAUCUUCGGAGACUCAAAUGGACAUAACCUCAAACGAUACAUAGUGCUGCUUGGCAAUGCGGGCAUGGGAAAAACCACCCUGAUCAGGAAGCUGUGCCUUGACUGGUCCACAGACUGCAUCCUACAGUUUGACUUUGUCUUCUUAUUAGAUGGCAAAACUCUCGCUUUGAAAAACCCCAUCUACAGCCUUCAGACCCUUUUAUUAAACCUCUCCUCCUUUGCCACUUCUUGCACGAACCCCGAGGAAGUGUACGUGCAAAUCCUUGCGGCCUCCAAGCGCGUGCUCAUCAUUUUCGACGGCUUUGACGAGCUGCGAGACUACGAAGUUCUACUCCAGACUCAAGAGAAAGACGUGAUAACAUCUCUGCAGAAAGACAGUAAAGCGGAGGCCUACACUGUAAGACAGCUAUUCUCUGCCAUCCUUCAGAGGGUCCUUCUUCCAGGAUGCACUCUUCUGCUCAGUACACGACCGAGGGGCUCGGCCAACCAGCUCCUCCGUCGGGCAGACAGCUUUCUGGAGGUAUGUGGCUUUACUCCCACCGAUGUAGAAGCAUACUUGUCCCAGUACUUCACUGACCCGGCCCUCAGAGCCACUGCUUUGGACUACUUAAAAAACUGCAGCUAUCUACAUCUCCUCUGCUGGAAUCCCGGACUAUGUCGGUUGGUGUGCCUGGUGUUGGAACAGUCCAAAACUUUGGACCUCCUACCGAGAACUUUAACCGGGCUCUGCCAUCAAGUGCUUCGUUUGAAAAUGGAAAAGCACUGUAAGGCCACAGACUCACAGCCUGACGUUAAAACACAAACACCCCUGCAAUCUGAAGAAGAAACACAAACACAAAUCUCAGGUAAUAAUCAAUUGAACGUGUGUCACAAAAACACUCCAGUCCGUAAGUCCAGAGCACGAGUUUACACUUGUACUCGCUCGAGCAACCAAAGAGCGAGGCGGGCAAAAAAGCAGGUGACAGAGGGGAGUGAAGUGGACGAGGAGGAGAUGGAGAGUGUGGGAAGGGAGGUGGAUAGAACAGAGGAGAGAGAGCUGCUGUCCCAGCUGAGCUCUUUGGCGUGGGAGGGGGUCAAAGCCAACUCGUCCAUCCUUCCCAAGGGGCGGACCUUAUCUGCCCGACACAAGGCUUUUGGCCUCGGGACAGGACUCCUCCUCUGUCAUCCCCUGAGGAAGCAGCUGGGUUUCUCAAGUGAUGAGGGGGGAGGAGGAGGAGAGGACCCAAAAGACAUGGGAGGAGGAGAGAAACCAGACGGAAACAGAGACGGAGGGAAAACAGAGAUUGAAAACGUUGAUGAAGGCCACAUCCUGUUGUGGGCCAGUCCCUUCCUUCAGAGCUACUUGGCAGGAGUCCACCUUUCUUUUUCCAGGACUGUAUCAGAGCGCACUUUCCUCCAGAACCUUCCUUUCCACUCAGGUCCGAAGGGACGUCGCCGCCCUCAAAGAGAGGAAUUCCAGCUGACUCAGCGAUUUGCCGUCGGCCUCCUCUUCCACAACAGCGCAGAGCUGCAGAGCCUCCACUCACACACAAAGGCAGCCUUCAGGGAUAUGGUGGUCAACAGACAGGCUCUAGUGACAAAGCACCUCAAAAGUCUUUCUCACGGUGACCUGAGUCCCGCCCAGGUCCUGGAGGCGUGUCACUAUGUAUAUGAAGCAAGUUUCACAUCAUUUGGUGAUGGGAGCAGAGGCAACGCACGGUUGGUCGCUCACCUGGCAGCGAGUCUUCCAGAGGUCUUGUCAUUUCACGGAGUUCGACUCAACCCUCCGGACGUGUUCACUGUGCAGAACAUACUUGAAGGAGGUGGAGGUUUCAGCUUGGAUCUGGGGGAUUCUGGGAUUGGGGUUUCUGGACUGAGAGCGCUGGUGGGGCUCAACAACGUCAACUCGUACAGGGCGUGCAUUGCUGAUGUUAUCGCCCUAUGGGAGCAGCUGGAGCGGAGUGGGGAGGAGGGGCUCCUGCGAGGGGCGGUGUCCAAGUUCAAGAUCCACCCUCUGAAAAUCACACAGCUGCGUCAUGUGGACCACCUGGCACAGCUGGUGAACAUACAUGUGCACAGGAGGCUGUCGAGCAGUUGCACCGAUUCAGACUCCAUCUUGGCAGACGGAGUACCAGCUGUCCGAGAGCUACACAAGCUGGAGUUUGAGCUUGGCCCAGACAGAGGUCCCCUGGGUCUCUCCAAGCUGUGGGAGCUCCUGCCAGCUCUACGUAACCUACAGCACUUAGAUCUGGAGAACAGUAAGAUCGGGGACGAGGGAUCCGAGAGGUUGGCUGAUGCUUUAGAGUCACUCUGUUCCCUGGAGAUUCUGAAUGUGUCUCAGAAUUGCAUCGGAGACCACGGGCUGAAGAAACUGGCAACCACCCUCGGGUAUCUGCCCAAACUGCACUGUUUGAGUCUCUACAGUAACGUGAUUUCUGACGAAGGGGCAGAGGGUUUAGCAGCUAUCCUCCCACACAUGGCGUCUCUCACUGACCUUGAUGUGAAGUACAACAAGCUGACAGACGUCGGAGCGCAAUGCCUCGGAGCCAGUCUGAGAAACUGUCAAAAAAUAAAGACUUUAAGGAUGUGGAACCAGUGUAUUCCAUACGGAGUGUUUGAGCGUCUUCAGCAGCAAGACGGUCGCAUCCUCUGGCAUUAAAACAACAUGAAACCUCUUUGUGACACGGCUGUGAGUUUUCUGUCAUGCAUCACGAUACACACGUUUCUAAAGCAUGAAUGCUUAAGAGACAAUGGAGAGAGGAUUCUUUGCUGCUUUAUUAAGAAAUGCAAGUCCUUUAUAAGAUGACGUUAGGUCUUAGAUGGAAAGUGCUGCAGCUAUGGAGAAAUUCCAGAAAUACAUUUGCACCUUGAUGUUUGUCUAGUUUUUUACAUCAGUUACUGUAUGUUUUUCUUCUGAUGUCGUUGCCUAAAUGUUGUAAAGAGUUUUUUUCUAUUUGUGUUUUUGUGUAAAUUAUAUAUUUGUUGAUACUCUUUCUGUGGCUGUAAAAUAUAAAUAGCUUCACAAUCA
Hippoglossus stenolepis (Pacific halibut) is the source of this 4631-nucleotide messenger RNA. It is a transcript of the gene ciita, whose product is annotated as class II, major histocompatibility complex, transactivator. The transcript is spliced from 20 exons. Gene Ontology annotation, molecular function: protein binding. Bases 3 to 4262 code for a protein of 1419 amino acids. Lineage: Eukaryota; Metazoa; Chordata; Actinopteri; Pleuronectiformes; Pleuronectidae. The record is from RefSeq and is a predicted model, not a curated record. Gene Ontology annotation, biological process: positive regulation of MHC class I biosynthetic process; inflammatory response; positive regulation of MHC class II biosynthetic process.